AUGCUGCCGGUCUGCCUCCUUUUCCUAGCGUUGCCGACCAUUUUCAUCCUUGUGUCAUUCCUGCGCAAUCACUUCUUCCAUCCCUUGAGCAAAUUCUCCGGACCGUUCUGGGCAGCGCACACGAACCUAUGGAGGGUCUAUCAUCUGUGGACGAGGCGCAUGCCAGACACCAUGGUGAAGGUGCACGAAAAGUACGGGCCAGUCGUACGAGUUGCCCCGAGUGAGCUGAGCUUCCGGAGCGUGGAGAUCCUCGACGAGGUCUACAAAGGCGGGCGGAAGUUCAUCAAGAGCAAUCUCUACGAUGGAUUCACGACCUUCCAUCCGAACUCAUUUGGAACUCGUGACGAAGACCUACAUGCUAAGAGACGCCGCCAGAUGGCGCACAGCUUCUCCCUCGCGUCCCUGUCGCAGAUGGAAUCCAUCUUCAAUCGCCAUCUCGACAACCUUGUCGAUGCCAUUGACGCCCAAGGCUCUAAGCCAUUUGACCUGAAGAAUCUCAUGGGGUACUAUGCGUACGACGUCAUGGGAGAGUUGGUCUUCCACACGGAGUUCGGCUCGCAGGCGGCGCAAGACCCUGCACAGUUGCCCCCGAUCAAUGAGCAUAUUUUCCUGGGCUGUCUGUUCGGCAUGCUCCCUUCCUUGCUGCCAUACAGCAUGAGGCUUGCAAAUUAUAUUCCACUGCCAUGGCUCCAAAAUCUUCUGGCGAGCAGGAAAGUACUGAGAGACAGGACCUCGGCCUGCGUGGCCCGGGAAAUGGCCAGAGAGAAGGUCAGCGACAAGCACAGCAUCUUGACCAGGUUAAUCCGCGCAAAGGACCCCGAAACAGGUGAAGCAUUGUCAGAGAUGGCAGUCAGCUCGGAAGCAUUUGCGUUUUUAGUCGCAGGGUCACACACGACUUCGGGCACCUUGACUUUGCUUUUCUAUCAUCUACUGCACAAUAAGACUGCGUCCGAGAAGCUCACAAAAGAGAUCAUGGCAUGCGUGCCUUUCCAGGAUACGGCCGGGGAUUCCUUACCGGCAUAUUCUGGAUUGGAAGCGCAGCUGCCGUACGCGACGGCCUGUAUCCGAGAGAAUUUCCGGAUUUCACCGGUGUUUACCAUGCCGUUACCGCGUACAGUCUGUGAUCCCGAAGGUGCAGUGAUCGAUGGUAUCUAUGUUCCUUGUGGGACCACGGUCUCGAUGAUCAACCAUGUGCUCCACCACGACGCCUCAGUUUGGGGCACGGAUCACGACUUCUUCCGACCUGAGCGAUGGCUCGAUCCGUCAAAACCACUGUCCCUGAACGACCUUGCCCCUUUCGGUGCCGGUCAUCGAGCAUGUAUAGGCAGGAAUGUGGCGAUGAUGAGCAUUGUCAAAGUACUGGCGGCUCUCUGGCGCCGAUACGACCUGGAAGUUUUGGAUCCCGAGGAGGAGUUGAUCGUGGAGAGCGUGGGGAUAGGAGAGAAGAAGGGGCCCUUGAUGGUUAGGGCCAAACUGAGGGCAGAAUGA
Cladophialophora psammophila CBS 110553 is the source of this 1488-nucleotide messenger RNA. RefSeq lists its product as uncharacterized. Gene Ontology annotation, molecular function: monooxygenase activity; oxidoreductase activity, acting on paired donors, with incorporation or reduction of molecular oxygen; iron ion binding. The record is from RefSeq and is a predicted model, not a curated record. NCBI's taxonomy places the organism in Eukaryota, Fungi, Ascomycota, Eurotiomycetes, Chaetothyriales, Herpotrichiellaceae. The transcript is spliced from 3 exons. The coding region runs from base 1 to 1488 and encodes 495 amino acids.